AUGGUGACCGCGGCGCGGGGUGGGGUGAAUUUUCCCGCGUCCACGCGAGCGACGUCGAGGCCGGACGGGCGGUCGGUGCGCGUCGAGCGGCGACGAUGGGUCGAUCGCGCGCGGCGUCACGGACGACGGCGAACGGAUGAUCGGAUUCAGUCGCGGGCGAUCGGUGACGCCGCGGUGCGCGAGCGCGGGUCGGUGGACGGUAGCGAUGGACGAUUGACGCCGACGUACGCGGGAUCGACGGCGCGGGGGGGGCGUCGUCGGAUCGAGAGUGAACUCGGGACGAGCACGACGGAACAGGCGGGACGGAACGUGACCAACAUCUUACUCGAGGCUGGGUGGAGCGGGUUGAUCGUGCUCGGGACGUUGGGUCUGGUGACGAAUUACACGGGGAAGAUUCUGAUCGCGUGUCAGCGGCGGGGGACGCUGCCGGCGAGCGAGCGCUCGACGGAAGGGGCCGGUGGGUCGACGCUGUGGAGCGCGACCGGGGUCGUUGGGGACGACGUGUGUCCCGAUGAGUUUUAUGAGCGCCCAGCGGAACGCGCGUUGACGUCGUACGAAGACAUCGGCGAGGCGGCGUUCGGGAAACUCGGGAGGAACUUCAUCACGAGCGUCCUGUACACAGAGUUGAUCGGCACCGCUGGAUUGUUCUUCAUCUUGGAGGGCGAUCAUCUCGCGACGUUGUUUCACGCGAAAGGAAAGGAAGAGCUCUUCGCGUGCGCCGCCGCGCUUUUCAUGGUUCCCACGACGUGGCUGUUCGAUCUGUCCAAGCUGAGCUAUGUCGGCGCUCUCGGAUUGUACGCGUCGACGGUGCUGACUGGCGUCGUCUCGUACGAGCUCAUACAUCAGUACACCACGACGGGGUCGCUUCCACACCUCGCGGAGACGACGUUCGUGAACUGGUCGACGUUUCCAGUGAGCUUUGGAUUGUUGGCAUUCGUGUACGCCGGGCACGCGGUGUUCCCGGCGAUUUACGCGUCGAUGGAAAAGCCCGAGGAGUACGAGAAAAUGCUCGACGAGUCGUACAUCGUCGUUGGGUUGAAUUGCCUCGCCCUCGGCUGCGCCGGGUACGCUUUAUUCGGGAACGAGGUCUCCGAUCAGGUCACGCUGAGCCUCGACACUGGGGCGCUCGCGACGCUCGCGUUCGGUUUGACCGCGAUCAACCCGUUCGCCAAAUUCGCCCUUACGCUGGACCCGGUGGCCAAGGGCGUGGACUCCAAGCUCGGAUUUCGCGUGCGCGACUCAAAGUCGGACGCUCUAGUUUCCCGGCUCUUGCGCACCGCUUUAGGCGUGCUGACACUCGGCGCGGCCAUCAAACUUCCAUUCUUCGGUGUUGGCAUGUCACUCGUCGGCGCCGCACUCACGCUCUCCGUCUCUGUCACGUUCCCUUCGAUGUGCUACCUCCGGAUGUUUGGCGACGAGCUCUCUCGGGGCGAACGUUGGCUCAACUACGCCAUCCUCGGUAUCGGUUUCACGUGCGCCGCCUCGGGUACAGCCGCGGCGUUCCAAUCCGCCUUGGAAAUCAGCGGUUAA
Messenger RNA from Ostreococcus tauri, 1530 nucleotides. RefSeq names its product Amino acid transporter, transmembrane. The record is from RefSeq and is a predicted model, not a curated record. Bases 1 to 1530 code for a protein of 509 amino acids. The transcript is spliced from 2 exons. Lineage: Eukaryota; Viridiplantae; Chlorophyta; Mamiellophyceae; Mamiellales; Bathycoccaceae.